AUUCAAAAUAUCAGUCCCUCAUCACUGAUUACCUGACAAGUCUUGCUGGGCUUUUCAAUCCAGGGUGUGACCACUCAUUUUCUGGAAGGAUCCGCGUCCGCAUUUGUUUCUUGCCGUGGAGCCUUCACGCACAUGACGAUAGGAUGAGCAUCUGAUGCAGCUGCUUCAAUCCUCUCCUCGGGCCCUCUCUGCGGGCGAUCAGUCAUGGCGUCUAUGAGUGGCGUAGCACCGCUGGCAGCAGCAUCAGCACCAGCAUCAGCAUCAGCCUCAGUAACAGCAUCAGCAUCAGCCUCAGUAACAGCAUCAGCAUCAGCAUCAGCGUCAGCAACCUCAACAUCCUCCCUCGCCGUCCGCCCGAAACCUCCGCAUUGCUCUCUCUCCCACCGCAUCCCGCUCUUUCCCCACCUCAUCCGCCACCGCUGCCACGUCAGCAACGGCAGCCAAAUCGAGCCGUCUGCUGUAUACGCUCCGCCCGUCCUCUCCCCUAGACAGCGUUCCCCCUCGCGACUCCCCACGGUUGCUGUUCUCUACAGCACAGGGCAUGCCCUGGACGGCUCCCUCGUCUCCGAUCCGCUACUGCUGCCUCUGGUGCCGGCCGUAGCCUGUUCCUGGGACAGAG
This is a messenger RNA of Closterium sp. NIES-67, 619 nucleotides long. NCBI's taxonomy places the organism in Eukaryota, Viridiplantae, Streptophyta, Zygnematophyceae, Desmidiales, Closteriaceae. The record is from the annotation of a GenBank genome assembly.